Messenger RNA from Paralichthys olivaceus (Japanese flounder), 1439 nucleotides. It is a transcript of the gene cxcr3.1, whose product is annotated as chemokine (C-X-C motif) receptor 3, tandem duplicate 1. Gene Ontology annotation, cellular component: membrane; external side of plasma membrane. Gene Ontology annotation, biological process: regulation of leukocyte migration; calcium-mediated signaling; inflammatory response. Gene Ontology annotation, molecular function: C-C chemokine receptor activity; C-X-C chemokine receptor activity; C-C chemokine binding. The record is from RefSeq and is a predicted model, not a curated record. Lineage: Eukaryota; Metazoa; Chordata; Actinopteri; Pleuronectiformes; Paralichthyidae.
CACAUUGCCUCGUGCACCUGCUCACUAUGGACAAUACAAUGUCAGACGAAAAUGAUUGGAAUUCACUUCUGGAGACAGGUGGCUCAAUAACACUGGACGAAGAAUGGUUUCUUGAUGGCAUUGAUUUUUUAUACAACGACUCCUCCAGCAAUGUGAGCGAUUGUUGUGAUGGGGGCGACGUGUGCAACUUGGCUGACGACACGAAUUUCGAGGCGGUGUUCAUCCCAGUUCUAUACUCUGUGGCGUUUCUUGUGGGCAUCCUGGGAAAUGGAGUGCUGCUGGGGGUUCUGGUUCAGAGCAGGAAGAGCUGGAGCGUGACAGACACCUUUAUCCUCCACCUGGGUGUGGCUGACAUCCUGCUGCUGGUGACGCUGCCCUUCUGGGCCGCAGAGGCUGCUCAAGUUGAUGGCUGGACCUUUGGUACUCCUCUCUGUAAGAUCACUGGGGCUCUUUUCACGCUCAACUUCUACUGUGGCAUCUUCCUGCUGGCCUGCAUCAGUAUGGACCGCUACCUGUCCAUCGUGCAUGCCACCCACAUGUACUCCCGUAAAAAGCCUUGGGUUGUUAAUGCCAGCUGCUUUGCCGUGUGGACUUUCUCCUUGCUCCUCUCUAUCCCUGAUUGGGUCUUCUUGGAGGCUGUGAAGGAUGAUAGACGAAACAAAAUAGAGUGCGUUCGCAAUUACUACAAGUUUGCCUCUCAAUCAGCAGGCGACUGGCGACAGGCAUCUCGCCUGCUCUACCACAUUGUGGGCUUCCUGCUCCCCUCAGCGGUCCUGAUCUUCUGCUACUCCUGCAUCCUGCGGCAGCUGCGUUGCGGCUCCCAGGGCCUCCAAAAGCAGAAGGCCUUCAGGGUCAUCGUGUCUGUGGUGGUGGUUUUCUUUCUCUGCUGGACGCCAUUCAACAUCACGCUCAUGGUGGACACACUUCAUUCUGUCAACAGCAGCGAUACCUGCAGCAUCAGAUCAUCUCUUGAGAAAGCAAAGACCAUCACCUCCUCCGUGGGUUACCUCCACUGCAGCCUCAAUCCCGUCCUGUACGCCUUUGUGGGCGUGAAGUUCCGGCGUCAGCUCAUAGACAUCCUGAGGUCUCUGGGCUGCAGGAUGAAGACAAGUGCCAAAUUCCAGUCUGUCCUCAGCAGGAGAAGCUCUGUUUGGUCGGAGUCUGCCGACACCUCCAACUCCAUCGCUAUCUGAGUCACACACACAUCAACAGUAAUGUUAAUAAACCUCAGGAGUUGACAGACUCUUCAACGACACAGACGUGAGCAAUACAGCAUGUCCCUGCAUAUUUCCCAUGAUGCAUUACAUGUAUCAAGCCGUGCUUCCUUGCAACUUUCUGUUGUUCAUAUUGCAUUAAAAGCAAACAUUAACCACAUGACCGCUAUUCUGCGAAUCCAGGUAUUUUCAUAACAUUUCCCUUUGCUGAUUACCUCGCACUAU